This is a messenger RNA of Phodopus roborovskii (desert hamster), 2251 nucleotides long. RefSeq names its product adipocyte plasma membrane associated protein (gene Apmap). Lineage: Eukaryota; Metazoa; Chordata; Mammalia; Rodentia; Cricetidae. The coding region runs from base 243 to 1373 and encodes 376 amino acids. The record is from RefSeq and is a predicted model, not a curated record. The transcript has 10 exons. Gene Ontology annotation, biological process: biosynthetic process. Gene Ontology annotation, molecular function: strictosidine synthase activity.
GCUCAGUGCGGGAGGAGGCGGUGGAGCAAGUGAAAGGGGCGCAAGAUGAGCGAGGCAGAUGGGCUGCGGCAGCGCCGGCCCCUGCGGCCGCAGGUCGUCACGGACGAUGGCCAGGCCCCGGAGGUCAAGGAGGGCAGGCCCUGUGGUCUGGUGUGCAAAUACAGAGAGAGUUGGAGAAUACCCUUCAAAUUUGGCUGGUGAAAUGGCGGAGGAUUUUCUCCUUUAGUGGCAGAGUUUUCCGAAUGACAUUCUUGAUGUUGGCUGUGUCCCUUGUCAUUCCACUGCUUGGAGCCAUGAUGCUGUUGGAGUCCCCCAUAGAUCCUCAAAUUCUCAGCUUCAAAGAACCCCCUUUCAUGUUUGGCGUUCUGCAACCAAAUACAAAGUUGCGACAAGCGGAAAGGCUAUUUGAAAAUCAACUUAGUGGGCCAGAGUCCAUGGUAAAUAUCGGGGAUGUGAUAUUUACUGGUACAGCGGAUGGCAGAGUUGUAAAACUUGAAAAUGGGGAAAUAGAGACCAUCGCCCGGUUUGGUUCAGGCCCUUGCAAAACCCGAGAUGAUGAACCUACCUGUGGGAGACCCCUGGGCAUCCGGGCAGGGCCCAAUGGAACUCUCUUUGUGGUUGAUGCGUACAAGGGAUUAUUUGAAGUAAAUCCUCAGAAACGUGCAGUGAAACUGCUGCUGUCCUCUGAGACUCCCAUUGAGGGCAAGAAAAUGUCCUUCGUGAAUGACCUCACUGUCACUCGGGAUGGGAGGAAGAUUUAUUUCACUGAUUCCAGCAGCAAGUGGCAGAGACGGGACUACCUGCUCCUGGUGAUGGAGGGCACUGAUGAUGGGCGCCUGUUGGAGUAUGAUACUGUGACAAAAGAAGUGAGGGUUUUGUUGGACCAGAUGCGGUUCCCUAAUGGAGUUCAGCUGUCUCCCGAGGAAGACUUCGUUCUGGUGGCAGAGACAACCAUGGCCAGGAUACGAAGAGUCUAUGUGUCUGGCCUGAUGAAAGGUGGGGCAGAUAUGUUUGUGGAGAACAUGCCUGGAUUUCCUGACAAUAUCCGGCCCAGCAGCUCUGGCGGAUACUGGGUUGCUGCUGCGACAAUUCGUGCUAACCCUGGGUUUUCCAUGUUGGAUUUCUUAUCUGAGAAGCCUUUUAUUAAGAGAAUGAUUUUUAAGCUGUUUAGUCAGGAGACGGUGAUGAAGUUUGUGCCACGGUAUAGCCUGGUCCUAGAAGUCAGUGACAGCGGUGCCUUCCGGAGAAGCCUGCAUGAUCCUGAUGGAGUGGUGGUCACCUAUGUGAGUGAAGCACAUGAACACGAUGGACAUCUGUACUUGGGUUCCUUCAGAUCUCCCUUCAUCUGCAGACUCAGCCUCCAGUCUAUUUAGGCAGCCCAGCAGCUGUGCAUGCCAGGGAUCAUCGCACUCAGCCACCACAGGUCCAGAGGGAGCCACGGACAUAGCUAUAUCCCUGUGUUCCCGUGUUCCUGCUAGUCCUUGGAAGUGUGCGAGUAGCUGCUGCAACCUGGAGAAAGUGUGGAUCUCUCAGCUGGACUUGAUGUCACUUUUGGAGGGAAGCAGUGUGUCUGCUGUGGGGAAGACAGUUCACAAAGAACCAUUUCUCUUAAAAAAAAAAUACGCUAAGUACACAAAUUCUUUAGGACUUGGAAAAUUUCAUACACUUGUCACAGGGCUCAGGGUUUGGUGAUUAGAGUAAGGGAUUAGCUAUGCAGGGACCUUUCUGUCACGAGUGGCUCUGUCUGCCACGUUCAGUGUCUUCAUUCUAAAGUGGGGUCAUACCUUUGGGCAUGGCAUGGAAGUGCCAGGGCAGGUGUGUUGAGGUUGCUGGCUGGGAUCAUGGAAGCUGAAACUUUGUUCUCAGGGGCCAUGUGAGGUGUGUGAGAAUACGUGGACUCUUGCUCCACAGUAAAGGGGUGUCUUACCAACCUCUCCAUGCAGUGGCCCAGCCUCUUUUCAUGCUAGAGGGUUUUCAGGAUUCCUAUUUCAGUGGCUAAGAGGAUUUCAUUGGGCUUUUUUCUGUGACUACCUCCUACACUAGAAUUGUGUGACCCAGCCAGUUUAUACCUGCACAGGGUACUUCAGAAAUGUCCUUUUUAUGGUUUGACUCCUUACCUUAGACCUACAAAUGUGAGUAGUGACCUGUUGAUGUAAUGUUUGUGCAAUGUAAUAAGCUCAGAGUUGCUUAUUUCUUGGCAAGUAUGUUUAUACACUGGUCUUAAUUUUGAUAAUAAAUAAUAUAAAAUAAA